Molecule: messenger RNA, 2343 nt
Organism: Aureobasidium subglaciale EXF-2481
Lineage: Eukaryota; Fungi; Ascomycota; Dothideomycetes; Dothideales; Saccotheciaceae
Exons: 1
Coding region: 1-2343 (780 amino acids)
Biological process (GO): transcription by RNA polymerase III; DNA-templated transcription initiation; transcription preinitiation complex assembly
Cellular component (GO): transcription factor TFIIIB complex; nucleus; transcription preinitiation complex
Molecular function (GO): TBP-class protein binding; RNA polymerase III type 3 promoter sequence-specific DNA binding; RNA polymerase III general transcription initiation factor activity
Source: RefSeq, a predicted model, not a curated record
AUGCCUGGAAUCGCUCCUCCCCGUCGACCUCAGCGUCUACCAAGUCUUGGAGCUAAGACUCCUGGUUCUUUCAAGCAAAUGCCUCGUCCAGCCAAAAGAUCAGAAUGUGGCUGCGACGCCCCAAGUUUCGAGGUCAUUGACGGUGCCAAGAUUUGCUUGAAUUGUGGUACCCAAGUCAGUGAGCAAAACAUUGUUGCAGAAGUCACUUUCGGAGAGUCAUCAUCUGGUGCAGCGACCGUUGAGGGUGGUAUUGUCAACGAGAACUCACGACACGCAAAGACCUUGGGUGCCGCUGCCGCCCGCCGAUUAGGUGCUUCGAUGCAGAGCAGAGAGGAUAGUGAGAACAAUGGUCGGGAGUCAUUGCGCUUGUUCACUGCAAGAUUGCCCAUCCCUCCUGAUGUCUCGGACAAAGCUAUGGGUAUCUGGAAACUUGCCUCCAACAGCAACUUCACACAAGGUCGUCGUGCAGAUGAGGUAGCCGGUGCUUGCCUGUACAUCGCCUGUCGCAACAAGGCCGAAAACACAAUCUUACUCAUGGAUAUCGCUGAAGUCAUCUCGGUCAACGUCUUCAGUCUGGGUGACACCUACAAGGGUCUGCUGGCGAACCUCUUCGUGGAUUUCAAGGAAACAACCAAGAUGAUUGAGAUUGAGCCUUUGAUUCUAAAAUAUGCUAGCAAGCUUGAGUUUGGUGAAAAGACUCGCCAGGUUGCCGAGGAUGCUGUCAAGAUUAUCCGCCGCAUGAAGAGAGACUGGAUUGUCACUGGAAGACAUCCGGCUGGUCUUUGUGGUGCUUGUCUUAUCCUGGCUGCACGCAUGAACAACUUCCGUCGCACAGUCAGAGAAGUCGUCUUUGUUGUCAAAGUUGCUGACAUGACCAUCUCAAAACGUCUGGAAGAGUUUAAACGCACCCGUGCUGCCCAUCUCAAAAUUGACGAGUUCCGUGAAAAGGGUGUGCGAAUCAGAGAGCAAGCAGACCCACCCGCUAUGCUAGAGGCAGAACUCAGAAAGCAAAAGCACAUCAGGGCACAACUGAAACGCAAGGCCUACGAAUUGAGCAGAGAUUCAUCCCGUCAAUCAUCUACAGCCCUUGAGACAGGUUCCUCUUCACAAGCCGAGGCAGCACAGAUUGCAAAGCGACAAAAGGUGUCGAGCGCUCGCAGUAAUGCUGUAAUUCAAGCUGCAACUCAACAAUCACAAUCUCGCCGUGAUGCAGACGGCUUCGCAAUCCCCGACCUGCCUUUGGACCCUGCACUUCGCCGCAGUGCCAGCGUCCUCUCAGAUACACAAGCCAAUGCGCAACCCUCCCCAACACCCGAACCUACCGAUAUUGUCAAAGUCAAGAAUGCACGCAAGAAGAAGGAAAAGGUUGCACCACCACCUCUUACAGAUGCCGACUUCAUGGCCGAGGAAGAACUUGAGGGAGAAAUCCAAAACAUCCUCCUCGAACGUGAAUGUAUUUCCUCCAAGGAACAAGCCGAAAAAGAGAAGAUUGAAGAACGCGCCAAGAUGCUCGCAGAACAACAGCGCGCUGUCAUUGUCCAACAAAACGCCCUCAGACUGGAAGCCAUGGGCCGCAGUCACUCUCUUGUUUCUGACUCUGAAAUUAUCGGUGAGGAUGAGUUUGCUGAUGAUCCUGAAGUCGCCAAUUCCCUUCUCAGUGAAGAACAAGUCCGAGUCAAGGAAAUGAUCUGGGUCGCUCACAACGAAGACUGGCUUCGAGCACAACAAGCCAAGCAACUCAAAAAGGCACUCGAAGAAGCAGAAGGCAAGGACAAGAAAACCAACAAGCGCAAAAAGCGAGGUCGUAUGGGUGAUGGUACUGUUCUUACUGAUGCAGGGACACCUGUCGAGUCUCCUGCUGAUGCGUCUCUGCGGAUGUUGGAGAAGAGAGCACCAAAAGGUUUCUCGCAACGAGUCAAUUAUGCUGCAUUGGGCAAAAUCUAUGGUGAUCGUAGACAUGGAGAGUCGAGAGCUGGGUCAGAAGCUUCUACUCCUGCGCCGGAGAGCGUGCGUGCUGGAACGCCUUCUACACCUUCUCAAUCACCAGAGGCUGAACAGAGUGGUCUUUUCACACCAGCUGCUACACAAGUGUCUACUCGACCAGAAGUCUCACCAUCGAUCCAUGAGACUAUCGAACAAGCCGUGCCUGCAGCAGAGGAAGCAGACGAAGACGAGGAAGGGGAAGAAGACGACAAUGACUACUGGCCCGAUGAGGAAGCUCAACCCGCCUCUCCAGAUCCUGAAGAUGAAGCAGAAUUCGACGCUGCCACUGGAGAUGUAACAGGAAACUUUGGCAUUGAAGAAGAUGACUAUGCUGCUGAAGAAACCGAGGUUUGGGAUUGA